AUGAAGGGAAACACGUUCAUCUCGGCCUUAGGCCUCUUUGCGGGCGCACAGGCGUUGCUGCGAUUCGGCUGCUCUCAGCUCAGUGUUCAGCGCCUGGAUCCCUUGGUCAAUCCCGGCGUUUCGCCCUCUCCCCAUCUUCACCAGAUCAUUGGUGGUAACUCCUUCAAUGUCUCGAUGGACCCCGCCAAUCAUGACCUCGCAGCUCUCUCGACGUGCACUACCUGCCAGUUCACAGAAGACUUCUCAAACUACUGGACCGCCGUCCUAUUCUUCCGUGCUCGGAACGGCAGCUUCCACCGCGUACCUCAGAUCGCCCAGGCCGGCAUGGAGGGCACCAAAGGGGGCAUGGUUGUCUACUACAUGUCGGACGCCCUCUUCGACACGGCACAAAGGUCCAAGGUCACGGCCUUUAAGCCCGGCUUCCGCAUGCUCGUCGGUGACGUCUCGUCCAAGACCCGCGACCAGGCCCGCAAGUACCGCCAGCUGAGCUACACGUGCAUGGCGAACCAAGCUAGCCGCACGCCCGAAACAGUCGAGUUCCCCAAGGGGCCCUGCAGGCUCGGAAUCAUGGCCAACCAUCGCUUCCCGACCUGCUGGGACGGCAAGAACCUCGACUCGCCUAACCACCAGGACCACGUCGCCUAUCCCGAGACCGGCACGUUCGAGUCUGGCGGCCCUUGCCCGGCAACGCAUCCGGUCAAAAUCCCACAGCUGAUGCUCGAGACAGUCUGGGACACGAGCAAGUUCAACAACAAGGCCGACUGGCCCGAGGACGGGAGCCAGCCCUUUGUCUGGUCGAGUGGCGACAGCACGGGGUUCUCGGACCAUGCCGACUACAUGUUUGGCUGGAAGGACGACUCUCUGCAGAGGGCCAUGGACGGGCAUACCUACGUCAGUGCGCCCAUGCUCAAGACGCAGACCAUCGCUCAGCAGAACAAAUGCACCGUCCGUGACAUGGUUAACGAGAACUUUGACGGAUGGCUCGAUAAGCUGCCUGGUGACAACAUGGUUAUGUAG
Molecule: messenger RNA, 1017 nt
Organism: Thyridium curvatum
Lineage: Eukaryota; Fungi; Ascomycota; Sordariomycetes; Thyridiales; Thyridiaceae
Exons: 4
Coding region: 1-1017 (338 amino acids)
Source: RefSeq, a predicted model, not a curated record